AUGCUGAAGGGAAAGAAGGCCAAGGGGAAGAAGGUGGCCCCGGCGCCCGCCGUGGUCAAGAAGCAGGAGGCCAAGAAGGUGGUGAAUCCCCUGUUUGAGAAAAGAUCCAAAAACUUUGGCAUCGGGCAGGACAUCCAACCCAACAGGGACCUUACCCGCUUCGUCAAAUGGCCCCGCUACAUCCAACUACAGCGGCAGAGGGCAAUUCUCUACAAACGACUCCAAGUGCCACCUGCCAUUAACGAGGUCCCCCAGGCCUGGGCCCGCCAGACGGCUCCUCAGCUGCUGAAACUGGCUCACAGGUGCCGACCAGAGACCAAGAAGGAGAAGCAGCAGAGGCUGCUGGCCCAGGCUGAGAAGAAGGCUGCUGGGGUGAAUACAAUCACCACCCUGGUGGAGGACAAGAAGGCCCAGCUGGUGGUGAUCGCACACGACGUGGACCCCAUAGAGCUGGUGGUCUUCCUAAAAGCCUUGUGUCAUAAGAUAUGUGUUGCCUACUGUACCAUCAAGGGCAAGGCCAGGCUGGACCACCUUGUCCACCAGAACACCUGCACCACUGUUGCCUUCAUGCAGGUGAACCCGGAAGAUAUAGGCGCUCAGGCGAAGCUGGUAGAAGGCAUCAGAACCAAUUACAACGACAGAUAUGAUGAGAUCCACCGCCACUGGGGAGGCAACGUCCUGGGGCCCAAGUCAGUGGCCCACAUCACCAAGCUGGAGAAGGCCAAGGCCAAAGAACUCGCCACCAAACUGGGCUGA
Messenger RNA from Elephantulus edwardii (Cape elephant shrew), 756 nucleotides. Its product is annotated as 60S ribosomal protein L7a-like. The coding region runs from base 1 to 756 and encodes 251 amino acids. The record is from RefSeq and is a predicted model, not a curated record. The transcript is spliced from 2 exons. NCBI's taxonomy places the organism in Eukaryota, Metazoa, Chordata, Mammalia, Macroscelidea, Macroscelididae.